UUGUCUACAAUCGAUACAUUGGUCGUUCGAAGAGUUCAGAAUUGUCUUUUAAAAAAAAGAGAUUUUUAUUUUCCAAACACAAAAAAAUGUUAAGACUGAACAUAAUUCAACAAUUGACCAAAAUUAGUUUAGGAAAUACGAUUUAUAGACGAUGUUUUUUUGGAACUCAAAGAUUAUAUAGCAAUGACCAACAACAACAAUAUGAUGAAUCAGAUAUUUCUUCCAAAAAAGAUGAUGAUAAUAUCGACCAACUGCCCUUGUAUGAUGGUCAUAUCCUUUUAUCUCCGAUACAAAGAACAUUAUUGUCAGUCGGUUCUGCAUUAGCCGCUCUUAAUGAUCCAUAUCGUGAUGAUGCAGUUGCUACAUUCGGCGAAACAACUGGUUAUUAUGCAUUACGACAAAUGUACGCUGAAAUGCUUAAAAAUCCAGAAGGACAACGUGUCAUCCGUGAUCAGCCGAGAAUUCAUUCGACAACCAUUGAUCUAGAAGCAUUGGGUCAACUACCACCUAAUACUUUUGGUUAUAAUUACUACGAUUUUUUGAGAGUCAAUAAAAUUACACCAGAUUCACGAAAACAGGUUCGAUUUGUUGAUGAUCCAGAAUUGGCAUAUGUAUGUCAACGUUAUCGUGAAGUACAUGAUAUUGUACAUUGCAUUCUUUCGAUGCCCACGAAUAUGUUGGGAGAAGUUCUUGUUAAAUGGGUAGAAGCCAUACAAACUGGAUUGCCAUUAUGUUGGUUUGGUGGUUUAUUUGGUGCUAUUAAACUGAAUCCUAAAGCUAGACAGAUAUACUUGAACCAAGGUCUUCCAUGGGCAUUGCAAUGUGGUCAUCAAGCCAAAAAAUUCAUGUGCAUCUAUUACGAAGAACGUUUUGAACAGGACUUUGAAGAUUUGAGAAAAGAAUUGAAUAUUCCGAAACCACCAAAAAUUGGUAAAAUACGAUCACAUGUAUGAAUGAAUUAUUAUUAAAAUAUGAUAUACAUAACCAACGCUAACAAUAAAUAACUGAAAACUUUUUGAUAUUGUUGAAAAAAAUCAUAAUCACUUGUGAAAGAUAUUUGGCCACCAAUUGGACCCAUUUUGUGAGUACUUUUUUUGUCCGCAACAAAUAAGGCGAAUGGUUCUACUUGAAGUUUCUCAGCUAG
Messenger RNA from Dermatophagoides pteronyssinus (European house dust mite), 1144 nucleotides. RefSeq names its product Coenzyme Q4 (gene Coq4). Lineage: Eukaryota; Metazoa; Arthropoda; Arachnida; Sarcoptiformes; Pyroglyphidae. Gene Ontology annotation, biological process: ubiquinone biosynthetic process. The record is from RefSeq and is a predicted model, not a curated record. Gene Ontology annotation, cellular component: mitochondrion; mitochondrial inner membrane.